CGCCAUUUUUCGUUAGACUGACGCCAUUUUCAUUCAUGUCUUGUCUAUGAUAGCACGGCACGAGGACGAAGCACGUGAAGCAAAACUUCGUAGUCUGUGGCGAAACCAUUAAUAAUUUAUUACCAGAAUCUUUCCGCAUUAAACUUAAAAUCAAGUGUCGAAAGAGUGUUUAAAAAAAUCUGUGUUUCAAGAAACAUCUUGUCUUUAUGCGAACAUGUAUCAAGACUUCACAGUUGACCGCAAUGGUUAUGUAAAUGUCUACAUUGAUGGUGCCUGCCCUGGAAAUGGUAAUCAGGGUGCAAGAGGUGGUAUUGGUGUGUGGUUUGGAAAUAACCAUCCAUUGAAUGUAAGUGAACCAUUAAGAAGACAUGAAUUUAUUCAUACAAAUCCUACCAAUCAGGUGGCUGAAAUAAAAGCUGCCAUCAGAGCAUGUGAACUCUUGAGAAAUUAUGGUGCCCGACGUGUUGUCAUCUUCACCGAUUCUCAAUACUUGAUCGAUUCAAUAACCGAUUGGAUUUUCACAUGGCAGAGUAAUGGCUGGCGGACCUUCCAAGGUCAACCUGUCGUACACAAAGCAUUGUAUCAAGAGCUUCUUUAUUUGACUCGAGAUUUCGAUUGUGUUGAAUGGUCUCAUGUUCCUUCGCACUACAACAAGGCCGACUCCUUGGCUAAAAUAGGGGCUGAAAGCUAUUAAAAUGAAGUUUUCAAUGCGACAUACUUUCUCAAUUAAUUUGGUUAUCUUACAUCAGAGGACUCCCCAUGCAAAUAAUCUUUAAAAUUUUUUGUUCUGUUGUAGGGGAAUUCAAUUUUGGUUUUAUUUAAUUCAUUUGAAUAAUAAUGUGUGUUACAUUUCUUCUUUUGUUCAUUGAAACUAGAAUUUGGAUAUAAAAUGUUAUGUUAUGCUAUGCAUAUUGUUUGGUUUCAGAAUUUUAUUUUUGUGAAGUUACACAAGAAAUCGUCAGUUCAUGCUGUAGCA
This is a messenger RNA of Daphnia pulicaria, 976 nucleotides long. Its product is annotated as ribonuclease H1-like. Gene Ontology annotation, molecular function: RNA-DNA hybrid ribonuclease activity; nucleic acid binding. The coding region runs from base 215 to 694 and encodes 159 amino acids. The record is from RefSeq and is a predicted model, not a curated record. Gene Ontology annotation, biological process: DNA replication, removal of RNA primer. The transcript has 5 exons. NCBI's taxonomy places the organism in Eukaryota, Metazoa, Arthropoda, Branchiopoda, Diplostraca, Daphniidae.